This is a messenger RNA of Trichomycterus rosablanca, 888 nucleotides long. RefSeq names its product lin-7 homolog C (C. elegans) (gene lin7c). The transcript is spliced from 6 exons. Bases 105 to 725 code for a protein of 206 amino acids. Gene Ontology annotation, cellular component: basolateral plasma membrane; MPP7-DLG1-LIN7 complex; synapse. The record is from RefSeq and is a predicted model, not a curated record. Gene Ontology annotation, molecular function: L27 domain binding. Lineage: Eukaryota; Metazoa; Chordata; Actinopteri; Siluriformes; Trichomycteridae. Gene Ontology annotation, biological process: maintenance of epithelial cell apical/basal polarity; protein localization to basolateral plasma membrane; neurotransmitter secretion.
AUCUGUUUUGCAUUAGAGAAGUGAGCUAGCCUCUUGCUACAAAUAAAGCGGAGAAGCUACCAAGCUAACUAUACAAAAUCUGAAGUGGAAUAUUCAGGGCGAAAAUGGCCUCUCUCGGGGAACCUGUGCGACUAGAAAGAGACAUUUCUCGUGCCGUCGAGCUGUUGGACAAACUCCAGAGAACGGGAGAAGUGCCACCUCAGAAACUGCAGGCCCUACAGAGGGUUUUGCAAAGUGAAUUCUGCAGCGCUGUACGAGAGGUUUAUGAACAUGUGUAUGAGACAGUGGACAUUAACAGCAGCCCGGAAGUCAGAGCCAAUGCCACAGCGAAGGCCACAGUGGCUGCAUUUGCUGCCAGUGAGGGACACUCACACCCUCGUGUAGUGGAGCUCCCUAAGACUGAGGAGGGUCUGGGCUUUAACAUCAUGGGAGGAAAGGAGCAGAACUCGCCCAUCUACAUUUCCCGAAUCAUCCCCGGUGGCAUUGCUGACCGCCACGGUGGCCUCAAGAGGGGGGACCAGCUGCUAUCUGUCAACGGAGUGAGCGUGGAGGGGGAGCACCAUGAGAAAGCAGUGGAGCUCUUAAAGGCGGCACAGGGCACAGUCAAACUCGUGGUCCGGUACACCCCUAAAGUGCUGGAAGAGAUGGAGUCUAGGUUUGAAAAGAUGCGAUCUGCUAAACGCCGCCAACAGAACAACUACCCACAGCAAUCAACACCCCCUUAAACAAGAGGCGACGGCAUACAAAAUGUUGGUAUGAUGACGCGUGGCUGAGUGGCUCCAGGUGGCAAGAAUGGAGCAGUCAAAAGAAAGGUCGCCCUGACAGCAGCAUGCACAAAGCACCUCAACUCUGACCCCCUGCUACUGACACCCAAAAUAAACUUUGGAC